CCACAUCAACACCACGCUCCCUCUCUGGAUACCCCGUCUCCCUCGGAACCUACUUCUUCAUAGACUCACCCAUACCCCCCACACCAUCAUGGACCGGCUAAGCAGAAUGUUGGCCGCCGCGCAGGGCAUGGGAGGCAUGGGCGGAGGUCCCGCACAAGACACCAACCUGAUCGACAACUCGGAAACCGUCUACAUCUCGUCUCUGGCGCUGCUCAAGAUGCUGCGGCACGGGCGGGCGGGUGUGCCCAUGGAGGUCAUGGGCCUCAUGCUGGGCGAGUUUGUGGAUGACUACACAGUACGCGUCGUGGAUGUAUUCGCCAUGCCGCAGUCCGGUACCGGUGUUUCCGUCGAGGCUGUCGACCCCGUCUUCCAGACCAAGAUGAUGGACAUGCUGAGGCAGACAGGAAGGCAAGAGACGGUCGUCGGCUGGUACCACUCACAUCCUGGCUUCGGCUGCUGGCUGUCGUCCGUCGACAUCAACACGCAACAGUCCUUUGAGCAGCUCACGCCCCGCGCCGUCGCCGUCGUAGUCGAUCCCAUCCAGUCCGUCAAGGGCAAAGUCGUCAUCGAUGCCUUCCGCCUAAUAAAUCCGCAAACCCUCAUGAUGGGCCACGAGCCCCGCCAGACCACAUCCAACGUCGGCCACCUCAACAAGCCCUCGAUCCAAGCCCUCAUCCACGGCCUGAACCGCCACUACUACUCAAUAGGCAUCGAUUACAAGAAGACUGCGCUGGAGGAGAACAUGCUGAUGAACCUGCACAAGCACGUCUGGACCGAGGCACUGCUGAUGGAGGACUUCAAGGGCGAGGGCGAGCGGAACAACGACAGGCUGCAGAAGCUGGUCUCGUUGGCCGAGGGUUACGAGAAGCGCGUCAAGGAGGAGACGGAGCUCACCAAGGACCAGCUCAAGACGCGAUACGUUGGAAAGGUCGACCCCAAGAAGCACAUCGAAGACGUCGGCCAACAGCUCAUCGAGGACAACAUCGUGUCCGUCUCGCGACAAAUGAUCGACAAGGAGGCCUCGGUGCCAAAGCCAGCCUCGCGGCAAAACGGAAAUGCCGAAGCCAGCAACGACGAUGUCGAGAUGGAUGAGUAGAUUUCACCCCAGAGCAGCUUGACCAUCGUCUUGCACAUGAAAGAGUAGGCUACAAAGCAUGUCUCACCGAGGCCUACUUGCGUACCAGGAGAUACGGACCAAGAAGCUUGGAGCAGAUCACUUGGCACGAACGAUAUCCUCCCAUCAUGAUGGUGCAGGCACGACGGGGUGCCGUGGAGAGCGCUACAGCAGACGCUCUGCAGAAGAAGUCCAAUUCGGCAAAUACGAAGCAUGCCGUAGAGAAAUGCCAUCAAUAGCAUGAUAUAAUGAAACAUCAUACAAACAAAUUA
Parastagonospora nodorum SN15 is the source of this 1386-nucleotide messenger RNA. RefSeq lists its product as hypothetical. The transcript is spliced from 3 exons. Lineage: Eukaryota; Fungi; Ascomycota; Dothideomycetes; Pleosporales; Phaeosphaeriaceae. Gene Ontology annotation, biological process: proteasome-mediated ubiquitin-dependent protein catabolic process; protein deubiquitination. Bases 89 to 1096 code for a protein of 335 amino acids. The record is from RefSeq and is a predicted model, not a curated record. Gene Ontology annotation, cellular component: proteasome regulatory particle, lid subcomplex. Gene Ontology annotation, molecular function: metallopeptidase activity; protein binding; proteasome binding.